CGCUCGCUCGCUCUCUCGCGUUCCAUUUCGCUGCCCUAGCUCUCGGAAUGGGUUCGGAACAUUCGACGCAGCUGCAAGCGGGUGGGGAUACAGGCGGGGCUCUGCGCACAAGUAGCCUCCAUCGUCACUCCACCACCACAACCACCACCGCCACCGGUUCCAGUCCAGCGGCAGGAACAACACGUUCCGGAACCGGCACUGGGAAGCUGCAGCGUGGUAAUACGAUUGCGGGCACGGGAACGACACCGGUCGGUGGGGGAGGUGCCCUGCUGGAUGAUGGAUACUCCACCUCCUCCGCGACACCCUCGUCGGCGUACAUCUGCGAUUCCCGGCCCGUUUCACCCCCGAUGAGCGUUUGUUCCGAUUCCGAUCUACCCUACAUAUCAUACACCGACAAACCGAUUGGUGAUUCCCCGAAGCUCCGCAACAAGCAGCAGGCCAAACAGGCAAAGGCACGCCCCAACAGUGCCAUCCUGAUGAAGCAGCAGCAGCAACAACACCAUCAGUUGGAGGGACGAGGUGGAAGCCGGAUGGGGGGAAGGGCCACCUCAGCGGGGAGCACAACCCACAGCAUCGUAGUGGUGAAAUCGGCAGCAUCGCGCGACGUCGGUAUCGAGAAGGACGACGACAUCGUACGGCUGCAGAGCGUACCGAUGUUUCUGCCGGUGAUGCGAGGCACACUGACGUUACCAGCGAAUCGCGAUCCGGAAGUACUGGAGCGGCUCCAACCCACGCAUCUCAUCAACAUGUGCAGCAGGCUUCAGUCGCAUUUCAACACCUGCGCGCUGCACGUUUCAUCCGAACAACAACAGAUAACCAACCGGAUUAAGGAGGUGGAUCAGGAAGUGUCGAGUGCUCUCGCUCAGCUCGUGCAGAAGCAGAAACUGUACACGUCGUACGCGGAGACGUUCUCGAAGGUGCGCCAGAUUUCGCAGCAAUUGACGCGCUGCAAUGACAUCCUUAACCAGAACAUCGAGAGCAUGGAGUACCUGAACAACCUGCUCAGCGUCGAUGAUCGGCUUGAACCGUUCGUGUGGAAAACCGAAUAGAUCCGUGGAGGAUGUAGCCUGAGCACCAGGGAGCUUUUUUUUUUAGGGAAGAUCUGGGAACCGACAACCUCGUGGAGGUGCUCGGCUUCCGCAACGGGGCCAAGAUACGGUUCUAGUCGAGACGUGACCGAGUGCAAUAGGGUGCCGUAUUAGGAUUCUAGUAUUAGUAGCAAAACACUCCACUCCACAACGAGGGAGUACGCAUGAACGCAUUCGAUCUAACAUUGUAAACUUGUUAUUGCUGUACCGCAUAGAGCUAUCGUAAAGGAAGA
Molecule: messenger RNA, 1321 nt
Organism: Anopheles nili
Lineage: Eukaryota; Metazoa; Arthropoda; Insecta; Diptera; Culicidae
Gene: BORCS5
Product: BLOC-1-related complex subunit 5
Exons: 4
Coding region: 48-1049 (333 amino acids)
Biological process (GO): lysosome localization; positive regulation of anterograde synaptic vesicle transport; organelle transport along microtubule
Cellular component (GO): BORC complex; cytoplasmic side of lysosomal membrane; synaptic vesicle membrane
Source: RefSeq, a predicted model, not a curated record